Messenger RNA from Xiphias gladius (swordfish), 2613 nucleotides. RefSeq names its product DET1 and DDB1 associated 1 (gene dda1). The coding region runs from base 370 to 678 and encodes 102 amino acids. NCBI's taxonomy places the organism in Eukaryota, Metazoa, Chordata, Actinopteri, Istiophoriformes, Xiphiidae. Gene Ontology annotation, cellular component: Cul4-RING E3 ubiquitin ligase complex. Gene Ontology annotation, biological process: positive regulation of proteasomal ubiquitin-dependent protein catabolic process. The record is from RefSeq and is a predicted model, not a curated record. The transcript has 5 exons.
CACGUGAGUGCAAAGAUAGGCCAAUGGGCGCUCUCGGGGCGUGGCCAAGAAAGCAUCGCUACCAUCGUGCUAGCUGAAGGAGUCCUGUGUAACUAGCUUUGCUAACUCAUGCCAUGACAACUUGGGCUAUUUUUUCUGAUUGUGGUAUCCUUUUUUUCAUGGACAUUGGGAUCUAGAAUGGAAACAACAACUUGUGCGUGAAGGUCGUAGUUUUGUUUGCCAAGAGUACCCGAUAGGACAGCUGCCCCGGUGGACUAGCCAGUAAGCUAGCGCGGCUAACCGUAAGAUACUCACACUGUCUGCCACGAUCAGCACAACAGAUACCAAGCGAAGUCCACAAGUCGGCGUUUCGACGUUUCUACCAUUAUAAUGGAGAAGGCUGAUUUCUUGAAAGGACUUCCUGUCUACAACAAGAGUAAUUUCAGCAGAUUCCAUGCAGACUCUGUUUGUAAAGCAUCUAAUCGGAGGCCCUCUGUGUACCUUCCAACACGUGAAUACCCCUCUGAACAAAUUAUUGUAACAGAGAAAACCAACAUCCUCCUGCGUUACCUCCAUCAGCAGUGGGACAAAAAGAAUGCAGCAAAGAAAAGGGAACAGGAACAAGGUGAGGGCGACAGCCCAGCACCCCCAAGGAAGAUCGCCAGGACAGAUAGCCAAGAGAUGAAUGAGGACUCAUAAAUAUGUGUGCGUGUGUAUGUGUGCGUGAAUGUAUGUGUGUUUGUGUGUACAGGGUAUAGGCAAUAUAACCUAACAAAAACAAAUGGAUAAUGGAUGGAUAAUCCCACCUGAAUAAAGACUUCUGACCAUUCUGUACUAUGGCAGGAUGCCUUUCCUGGCAUGAAAUUGAGAAUAACCCAUAAAGAAGUAGCGAAAUUCCUAUCAAUAAAGCAGCCAUUAAUGGUGUAAAGAUCGAUUGGAUUAAAAGGUGUCAGAGUCACAGUUAGUCACUGACAUUGACAGAAGAGAGCCAUCACUGGGGGGGAGGGGGACUUUAUACUGGUGUUUCUUUAAUUAAUGGUGGCUAUUCCCUGUGUGGGUUAGUAUAUGUGUAUAUGUUUGUAUGCAUGCUGAGCUGUGAGUCUGUGUCUAUUGUGUGUUGUACCGUACGUGUGGGGUGAGUGAAUAGUUGAAAAAGUGUCAGAGCAGAUUUAAAGUCAGAGAUGGACUUGACAGAUAAAGUCAGACACUACUCUUAAAAUCAGUCUCAUAACUGGUACAUGACUUGUGUAGCCUUCUGUCUCCUGGAGAGUCUGUCCUGAUUUGUGCAAAGAUAACAUUUUGUUACAGUUUUAAUUUUAUUAUAACUAUUAUUGUUUAUGUAUGGCAAUGAGCUUCCUGCCAACCACAGUGCCCGCCCUCUCCGUUUCACUGCCCACUCUGCAACCACAUGGGGGCACUGCAACAUUUUUCCACACUGUUUGAAUCAACAGAACCAAGAAUGCACUGUGAAGAACAGCACAAAGUAGAAGCAACUCUUCCCCUUAGACGUGUGCUUAUUGUGAAUAUGCAUAUCUUCAUUCUAUUCUGGGACUUGUGCUUGUAGGAUAAAUGUUGUGUUGGUGUCGGAGAAAUAUUUUUACAUCUAGCACCACCUUCUGGCCAGUCAAAGCUAGUAAGAGAGGGUUCGGCCUUGAGUUUACGCUUUUCUUUCAACAACAGAUGUAAAAGAAAAAGAAUGGAAAAAGUUACUUCCAAGUGUGAAUAUGUUCAUCAUAUUGUUGGAAUUUCAGUUGCACAACUUGGUAACAGCACAGAUAGUGAAGAAAAAUAUGUAUAGCAAUGUAUGGAAAUGGGUAAGAGAAUACAUUAUGUUGUGUGUAAAUAAUUACCAAUACCAGAAUUAGUUUAUCCAAUGGAAUAUCUUUGUGUCUGCCUUUUUGUAAACUAAUACAUGCCUGUGGAUACAAUAGAAAAUCACCCUUGUGAAAGUAAAGACGAGAGCCCCAUGUCCAGUGGAUGUUAUCUUGCCCUGCAUGUUGAUGUUUUCACAGCUGGGUCUUAUAUUCCUGGACCAGUAAUAAAACUUCAGGGGUGUUGGGGCUGUGGUGUUAAUUCGUGUGACUGCGGAAGGUAUUAGCCUGGAGGCCUUACAACCUGUCGUCGCGGUUCGGACCCUUUUGCUCCCCCAGCUCGGGGCCCGGGAUAGCUGUGCUGUUCGCCCUAUCUUUGUGACAGCCCCACAUGGUUUUUGUCCGAGAGCUGGCUUAGAUGAUCACAGUGGGAUUGAAAGGGGUGUUAUAUUUUCAGCCAUAGAAUGCACAAUAAGCAUGCACAGCAAAGUGCAGUCGCCAUCCUGCCUUGUUCCAGAGAUUCAGUUUGUAUUGGUGUCAUAUACUGUACAACACUGAAUAAAGCUUUUUAUUAAAUGUUCUUACCACUGCCCAUCAGAGCCACAUCAAAGCCUCCUGUCCUUUUAUCGGUUGAUGCUGCAGCGUGGGUUACAUACAGUGUAAAUACCCUGUCUGUUUUUGAAGCGUAAAAAAACCAUGUUAUGCUUCUGCUCAGAUAGACUGUUCUUCUACACACUAAGCCUUGCCCCAUCAUGUGUUUUAGAUAUUCUUUUUAGCUUUGCUGAAAUAAAACUGGAUUGAAACUGGGUUUUUGUCAUGUGGU